This is a messenger RNA of Cajanus cajan (pigeon pea), 612 nucleotides long. RefSeq lists its product as uncharacterized. Gene Ontology annotation, molecular function: enzyme inhibitor activity. The record is from RefSeq and is a predicted model, not a curated record. NCBI's taxonomy places the organism in Eukaryota, Viridiplantae, Streptophyta, Magnoliopsida, Fabales, Fabaceae.
AUGGCUUUCACGAGAACCCUUUCGAUGAUCAUUGUCUUCGUAUCCCUCCUGCAGGCCCAAGCGGCCCGCACCCCGGAGGCCCGAGUGUGGGCCCUCUGCAAGCCCGCGACGAACCCCCUGGCGUGCUACAAGACGAUCCUGCCGCACGCGGUCUCCGCCAAGCGCUUCAACAUGUACAACGCCCUGGAGACAGAGAUCCUGGCGACGCAGCAACAAGUGCAGACAACCUCGGAACGCAUAAGCUGGCUCCUGGGGAACCCCGCCACCGACAAGAGCACCAAGGACUCGCUGGCCACGUGUCAGGAGCAGUACUCGAGCAUCGUCGACUCCAUCCACGAGGCCAUCGCCCUGGUCGCUAAGCGCAACGUGGGGGAGGCGCGCUUCCAGUUCAGCGCCGUCAUAUCGUUCCAGUCCUCAUGCGACGACGAGUUCGAGGGCGAGACCUCGCCCAUCGCCAAGGAGUCCCAGGCUGUGUUCGACCUCGCUGGGAACUGCUUGGACAUCAUGAAAGCCAUUGAAGAUAGAGAGAGUCGCCACCACGGAGGGACCACCGGUGCGGUUCCAACUAACGCCACCGGCCCAUGCCACAACACUAUUGGCACCUGCGCUUAA